Phytophthora sojae is the source of this 2061-nucleotide messenger RNA. RefSeq lists its product as hypothetical. Lineage: Eukaryota; Oomycota; Peronosporomycetes; Peronosporales; Peronosporaceae. The record is from RefSeq and is a predicted model, not a curated record. Bases 1 to 2061 code for a protein of 686 amino acids. The transcript is spliced from 10 exons.
AUGGCUGCGCUGCCUGCAGUAGCCCCAGCCUCGUCGAACUCGCCGAGAUCUUCUAAUGCCUCUGCAGUAGCAGCAGGUGCUUUGGAGGGGAAAGCAUCGAGACUGACGCGCAUUUAUCGGCGUGUGGGGCCAGCUGCAAGCCCAACGUCCGGCACUCCCCCCGCCUGGAGUGCCAACAAUGAGAAGACGUCUCCGUCCCCUGAAAUUGAGGGCGAGAGCAACAAGGAGCAGCAGCUGGUGCCAAAGACUCCUGUGUCAACAAGGUCGAACAAGUGGAGUGCGCUGCGUCGCGAGAUUCUACCCAGCCCGGCCCUUAUGACAAUGCUGUAUCAGUGGCUCAUGAACCAGGAAAAACUUAGCUCGCUGUUUACAACCAUGUCGGAAGUAUCUGCUAAGAAGCUGUGCAAGGACAUGGAAUUCCUCCAUCUCAACAGCGGCCAAGUGGUCGUGAAUCAAGGCGAAAAGGGCAGCACGUGCUUCAUCCUUAUGAGCGGCGUCGUGUCGGUGUAUGUCCGCAGUCCCGACGAGCAGAUCAGAUACCAGCGCAUCCUCCGCUCGAGCUCUGUCUCCUCCAGCAUGCGCAGACUUUCAGGAACAGCGAGCAUUAACUACGGGACCAAGGUGGUGACGCUCACGCCAGGCGCGACGUUCGGAGAGCUCUGCCUUAUUGAGCCUGAUUCCAAGCGUAGCGCAACUGUGAUCGUCGAUCCGCAGGCUCAAAUGGCGAAUUUUAUCGUUCUCACAGCUGCAUCCUAUCUGCGAAUGACUCGCAGCCAAACUAUCGAGGGAACUAUCACGGACAAUAUCGCCUUCUUGCAGCACUUGCUUAUCUUUAAGAGCUGGACGAAGAUGCAACUCAUGCAUAUUGUAAACUCUAUGAAACUGGUCAAUGUCUCCGCUGGGCAAUACUUGACGCGCAAAGGCUCUGAGGCCGACUCCUUCUUCGUUUUCUUAAGGGGCGAAGCCGUGGAGAGCGUUAAUCUAACAGUUAAUGAGAGUUCCGAAAUGAGUAUGGGCGAAGCUCGCGGUGUACAGCGCAGUAUCACUGUCGAGCUGACGUUUUUGGGUAAAUUUGACGUUGCUGGUGAAUACCUGGCGUCGGAGAAGAAGGUAUCAUUGUGUCCUGUGGAUAUUCGCGCCACGACUGAUGUGGACUGCCUCAUGCUCACGAGGAAGUUAUUCAUGUUGCAUUUUGGCGGGAAAGAGCUGAAGCCUCACGUAGUUCCAACUCGAAGACGUUUGCGCUCUAUUGCUGAAGCGCGAGAAGCUUGGCGAGAAACGCGAAUCUUACAAGCACUACAGUACCCGAACCUGAGGAUCCCCAUUACGCGCAAACUCAUGCGACUCAGUGGAAACUGUUGUUUGAUCUGCGGGAGACGUACACAUGUUGCAGGGGACCAACUUUGCAUGGAGCUCCCAUUGUACUACAUGCUGGAGGAGAAGCAGAAGAAGCGCGAGCAGAAGGAGCGAGGUCGCACCGCAAGCAAACACCGCAUCAGUGUCGCGACACCAUCUCCUUCGAACGGCUCGGCCCCUGACGCUCCCAGAACGUUAACCAGAAAGCCAACAAUGGCGUCAAUGGCGAGUCAAACUGAUCUUCCAUCACUGCGUGAGGUAGAUCGCGAAGAUGUCAGUGAGCCCCCGAGUCCUGUUCGUCUUGGAAUGCAGCUGGUCACGAAGCAGUUGCAGGAAGCGGGAAAAAGUCGAGCUUUGCGACUCCCUCAGCGUCCAAUGACGACUCCAUCGGGAAAGCGAGCGGUGCCGCAGGCAGUAACCUCCAUCACACGUUCGUCCCAUGUUUCACGGCGUCAAGAAGAGGCUGAGCAACAACGUCGUCAGCUCACACAGCGCAAAACCCGCACUAUCCAGGAAGAGCUCCAGCAUAUUCGCGAUACCUGGCCGUACUGCUGGAACAAUGACGACGAAGGGAAGCAGCAAGACGCAACGACGGGAAUGCUGACGCGACUGCGGUCUCGAUCACGAUCUCCGUCACCACCGCUUGAUGCACGAAGGCCUCGGCCUGGACGACAUGGAGGCGGCAGCUUGUCAGCCCGAACAUGA